This is a messenger RNA of Cyclopterus lumpus (lumpfish), 679 nucleotides long. RefSeq names its product coiled-coil-helix-coiled-coil-helix domain containing 1 (gene chchd1). Gene Ontology annotation, biological process: mitochondrial translation. The record is from RefSeq and is a predicted model, not a curated record. The coding region runs from base 176 to 544 and encodes 122 amino acids. Gene Ontology annotation, molecular function: RNA binding. NCBI's taxonomy places the organism in Eukaryota, Metazoa, Chordata, Actinopteri, Perciformes, Cyclopteridae. Gene Ontology annotation, cellular component: mitochondrial ribosome; mitochondrion; nucleoplasm. The transcript is spliced from 3 exons.
UGAACUGCGACUUACGGCCAAACAUGGCGCCCCGCAGUUGAGGCUGGUGAAGGAAGCGGGUGUCGAACUGCAACCUGUUCGCGUGGGCUCUCCUCUCACUCGCGGUGCCGUGCAGCAGCUCUCGCUCUCUCUGAGCCCCGGGGCGUGAGCAGCGGGUGGCGGCCGGUGAGCAGACAUGGCGGCGCAGGGAGGCAUCUUGUUCCAGGAGAAGGUCAGCAGGCUGCUCAGCGGACACAACGGGAAACCGGUCCUGAAACCGAACCGGACUCUGGCUCUGAAAGACGAGGUGGCGAACCGCAAGCUCAAGAAGGGAGAGGCCACCUGUAUCACAGAGAUGUCCGUCCUGAUGGCCUGUUGGAAGCAGAACAACUUUGUGGACGGUCUGUGCUCCAGUGAGAUGAGCUCCUUCUACUCUUGUGUGGAGAAGGCUCAGGCUGCGAUGAAGGGUCGGUCUGAGCAGAGCGGCCUCCAGGGAGGACGCCUGCACCCGAAACAAGCCACCACCCUUCUGAAGAGAUAUCCCAACCUGCGCAAGGAGAUCUAGGAUGAGACUUUAAACGCUUUAACACAGACCUGAAAUGUGCAGGAUGUGGUCAGCUACUGUAUGACUCAACGACGUGAUGCCAUAUACAUGUGUUUAAUAAAUAAAUGAGCAGAAACCAACCGCACUGCACCACUC